Molecule: messenger RNA, 1128 nt
Organism: Neodiprion fabricii
Lineage: Eukaryota; Metazoa; Arthropoda; Insecta; Hymenoptera; Diprionidae
Gene: Polr2M
Exons: 4
Coding region: 84-1073 (329 amino acids)
Biological process (GO): transcription elongation by RNA polymerase II
Cellular component (GO): nucleus
Molecular function (GO): transcription elongation factor activity
Source: RefSeq, a predicted model, not a curated record
AAUAUAACCUCAAAAAUCGCGUCAAACGUUGCAAUUGACGUUUAACGUCAGAAGAGAGAGGUAAGCCACAAGCACAGUACGAGAUGUACCAUGAAAAAGUAGUAGCGAAAGUUCCGGGCGCAAUUUUGCCGCCUCCGAUGCGAGAGAAACAAGGUUACAUCGAUGAUCUCUCCUCGAAGCAAAUAUUCGAAUUGGAGGAGCUCUUGGAGCGGCAAAACAAGCUGCUGAGAAACGAAAAGUUCGUGGCGAAACUGCCGGACAAGGGCGCGAGGAUAAUAAAUUUUCGGGAUAAAAUACAACGAGAAUUAAAGUCCAAGAAUGAUAUUGAGAGGGCGGGUGAUCUCUUCUCGAGGCUCAACAUCGCCUCCGAAGGCAAGGCAAAGAUGAACGAACUCGAAUGGACUGGAAAGUACACCGAGGAUCGAGGAACUAUAAAGGUCGUCCAGUUGGACAGCGACGACGAAGACGAUCCCCUGAAGAUACUCGCCCAGCCCACAGGGAGCGGCACGCACAAGAAAAAGGUGGUGCAUCUGCCGCCUGAGGAGAGUCUGAUUACACCGGAAGACUUUAAGGAGAUUGAAACUUUCGAUGACUCAGUCAGCCUUGAGCACGUUAAAUAUAUUCUGGGAGUAGUCGAAAGGCCCAGAGUUAAGGGUGAAAAGGAGAAGCACGAAUCGUUUAAACCGUACAAAACAACCAGAAGCAACGUUCACGAUCCUUCAAACGAACUCAAAAGGCGAAAGCAUCCGCACUGGGAAGUUACUGCCGCUACUCCACCCCCUUCGAUUCAUGGAACGGUCAAGGAAGUGAACAUAAUGGAAUCUCUAAACUUGCAGAAGAAACAGGCUGAAAAAUUCCAGGAAAUUCAAACACAAAACACAAUCAUGAAACUCGCUGAACAAUUUACUUCGCAAAUUGGCGAUUCGGCGCCGCGUAUGGUGGGAAAUCAUCGGUCAACGAUCUCGAACGGCAGCUCCUCGGAUUCCGAGGGCAAUGAUGAAGAAAACGAAGCGCGCGAUGAUGACGACGAUGACGACAAGGCCGGAACUGUUACUUACAUGAUCGAAAAUUAGCCAUUCAAUUGUGAUGUAUCAAUUUUGUAGAAAUAAAUGAAUGAAUAUAUUUUUG